This is a messenger RNA of Habropoda laboriosa, 2192 nucleotides long. RefSeq lists its product as uncharacterized. Bases 86 to 2068 code for a protein of 660 amino acids. The transcript is spliced from 4 exons. Lineage: Eukaryota; Metazoa; Arthropoda; Insecta; Hymenoptera; Apidae. The record is from RefSeq and is a predicted model, not a curated record.
CACCAAAGCUGCCCGAUAAUGUGUCGUAUCGUGUCCUUGCUUGUUUGAGUGUUUAUACGCGUGAAACAGCACCGCGGGUUACAAAAUGACAGAAGGUGGCGCAACUAGAAUGAAGCGCAAUGGCGCUCGUCUAUUCAAAAACCCUCCUCAACCUCAUAUGUGUAUACAAGACUUCAUACAGGGCACUGCUGUCCCAUGCUAUGUAAACGUUUUAUCUUGGGAAAAAAUUACAAUGCCACUGAAGCCUUCUCAGCCUGUACCAUUUUAUGGGGGAAUGAGGGUUCGACCACCACGUACAAAAGCAGAAGCUGUAGUAUUUGCAGUAAUGGCUAAUCCAGAAAUUCUUCGAAUUAAUGGGAAAAACGCGCAAGAUCCAAAGAAGCGUUCCAGCUUAAUAGAACUUUUACUAGACUUUGUGGAAAGGAUGAACGCAGGAGUAGUUUUCACGCGACAGUAUACGAUACUGAAAGAUCGAGAUAUUACUGGCGAAUUGAAAGAGGUUUGGAAUGCAGUACAAGCGAGGCGAGAUUUGGAGCAACCUCCGCCGCAGAUGGAAACUUGGAUCGACGCGCAGCCUCCUGUUCCUCAAUAUCCUCAGUACCAAGAUCAUCAGCAGCAAGAUUACACAUCUCAACCACCACAAUAUCAUCCGAGUGUAGGAUAUGGUAGGGCGAUAAGUAACGAAGGUAUACAUUACGAAAGCUACGGUCAUCAACCUCAGAAUCCAGUAAUCACACAAAAUGAUCAGAUGUACCAAUCCGGACAAUUAGUGCCGCAACAAUAUCAUGGAAACGUUCCUCGAGUUUCAUCGAUCACCUCUAGAGAACACAGGGAUAGUAUGGUACAGAAUAUCCCGCAACAAAACUGCCCUGCAUAUCCAGCUCCACAAUAUCAAUUUCAACAGUUACCUAGACAAAUGGUACCUCAGUAUGUAAAUUCGAAUGUUCAUCCGAACGCCAGUCUUAAUUAUGGUCCAACCUCAAACGCAAACGUGAAUCCAGCUAUGAAUACAAAUUUAGGUGCACCUUUUCAACCGUUUUUAACUUACCAGCAAGGUAUGGAUAACGCGAUGCACAUCGAUAUGCUCAGAAUGCAACCGCAACAACAACAACUUCAUAUGAAUCAAGUGCAGCCGGUUCCCCGGUAUGAACCAACGACACCGUAUAAUCUUCAAGCACCGAUAAACGUUCUCAGAUUAGGCAGACCGCACAUGGGCGUUGCUCAAAAGAACAACGCGAGCAAAAGACAAGUGAAUUCUCCAACUCAUUCCAAACAAUCCUCUUGUACAAAUUGUCAGAAUAAAGACACAUCCGACAAUAGCACAAAACCUAAGAGUCCUGUUAAAGUCUUGCAACGGGAGUUACCAUUAAAUGAUCGACAAGAUAUGCAUAAUCAUAUACCCAUUGAUAAUAAUAAAUUAAUCUCUGAAAAAGGUCCCAUUGAUGAGACGAAGAACGUGCAAGUGACGGACUUGGAUGAAGAAGUUAAGAAAAAUAACGACUCUGAUGGCGACGCACUUGAGCUGUUUAGAAAACCAAACGAUACUCAUACUUCAGAUUCUACGUUGACGAAUGCAGGACGAGAUGCGACAAGCUCUGUCGAGGACGUGCCUCUUUCCGAAGAGAAACAACAAGAAGUAAAAAACACGGAUAUAACGAAUGGUCAAAAUUCGUCCGAACAAAAACAUCCAAAGUCGAAAGCUAUUGUGAUGAAAGGAAACAAGCACAAAGAUAAUAUGGAAAACAAUAGAAUGAUACGUAUUAGAUUUGUGUCCGAUCAAAAGAAUGACAGUCCGAAACGUUCUCAGACAACGAUGAAUAGCUUUAUCAAGAAUGUCUUCAAGAUUCAUCCUGGCAUGUCUGGCGAAGAGACGUCAGGUAAACGAAAAAGCAACGGACAAGCUAAGAAUAACGCCAAGAUGAACGGUGAGAACGAAGAAACGCAACAGGGGUACACGAUAUUAAAGAAAACCGACUCAACGACUCAGGAAGAGAUAGCGAGCGAGUUAGCUCAACUAUCCAUUCAAGACUGCAAAGACGCGACCGAAGUUAGUCCCGUGCUCUCGUGAUAGCCUAGUUCAUAGCUGGUACAUAAUAGUACCAGCUCGUAGCUGAGGAGCAGUGAUUUCAAUGUAAAUAGAUAGAACAUUAAUCAAUAAAAAGGAAAAGUCAGAAUGAAAACAGACGCUAAAG